AUGGAUUCUGACAAUAGUUUCGGAGGCGAGUUUCUUCAGCGUUUGCGAUAUUCUGCUGACCCAAAUAGCGAAACCUUUUUUGAAUGGAGUGGUUCAGUCUUCGCCUUUCUACCGAACCAGCCCCCAAAAAAAAUAUUCGAAUGUGUGGGUAUGAACGUAUCAAAAGCAAUUCAUAGUAAAGAGCAAAGUCCAAAAGAUGUCCUCGAAGUAACGGGUCGAGAGUUGACCUAUUAUCUUGACCCAAUCACUCGCAAGAAGUUGACACAUUGGGUUAAUCCGUGGACAAAUGAGUGCCUCCCAGUUGUUCAUAUUGCCAAUAAUCCGGUUCAGAUGGCUCUUCCCUGGGCCAUAAAACUCGAGCCAAAACAUAAUUUUUUGGGAACCUCUACUACAUUUACUACUGAGAUCCCAUUGUUUUAUCCUAAUCCAUUAUCCACGAAAGAUAAGAAAUUCAAUCCAUAUGACAGCCGAAAUAUGUACCAAGCUGGUGAAUUCUUUACAUUCACAUGUCCUACAAAGGAGCUAAAUGAAACAACUAUUGAUGAUGUACAAGUCAAUUGGACUCGGAUAUCUUUAUUCCCACCUUUUAUGAAGAUGGGUACAUCAGAAGGAUAUCUUAUUUACCACUGUACAGGUAGCAAAUUGCCGCAUGGCUCAACGUAUAAAGAUUUGGGACCACUUUUAGUUGAAGAAAUCGAGAAGAAAAUGAACGCAUAUUCUCAUUCACCAGCUGCUUAUGAUCCUAUGAUAAAGAGUGUGUCUAGCUGGACAUAUUUUAAGGAUAAUUUUGAAACGUAUAAAAACGAUCAGGAAAUAGAAUGGCCUUUGCCAAACUAA
Messenger RNA from Phycomyces blakesleeanus NRRL 1555(-), 837 nucleotides. RefSeq lists its product as hypothetical. Lineage: Eukaryota; Fungi; Mucoromycota; Mucoromycetes; Mucorales; Phycomycetaceae. The coding region runs from base 1 to 837 and encodes 278 amino acids. The transcript has 6 exons. The record is from RefSeq and is a predicted model, not a curated record.